Molecule: messenger RNA, 1335 nt
Organism: Miscanthus lutarioriparius
Lineage: Eukaryota; Viridiplantae; Streptophyta; Magnoliopsida; Poales; Poaceae
Source: the annotation of a GenBank genome assembly
AUGGGCGCCGCGGCGAGGAAGCCCGCCGCCGCUCUGCUGCCAAUCUGGCUCAUCUGCCUCGUCUGCGCAUCGAGAGCAGGAGCGCAGCCGUACAUCGGCGUCAACUACGGCGAGGUGGCGGACAACCUGCCGUCGCCGGACGAGACGGCGAAGCUGCUCAAAUCCACGUCCAUCUCCAAGGUGCGUCUCUACGGCGUGGACGCGGGGCUGAUCCGCGCGCUGGCGGGGUCCGGCAUCUCGGUGGUGGUGGGCGUGGCGAACGGCGACAUCCCCUCGCUGGCCGCCGACCCGGCCGCGGCGUCGCGGUGGCUGGCGGCCAACGUGCUGCCCUUCGUCCCGGCGACCACCAUCUCGGCCGUGGCCGUGGGCAACGAGGUGCUGGAGUCCGGGGACGCGUCCCUGGCCGCCGCGCUGCUCCCGGCCAUGCAGAACCUCCGCGCCGCGGCCGUCGCGGCCGGGGACGGCGCGGCGGGGAUCAGGUUCUCCAUCGUCAACACCAUGGGCGUGAUGGCGCAGUCGGACCCGCCGUCCACGGGCGCGUUCCACCCUGACGUGGCGCCGCAGCUGCAGCAGAUCCUGGCGUUCCUCAGCCGGACCGGCGCGCCCUUCAUGAUCAACCCGUACCCGUGGUUCGCGUACCAGUCGGACCCGCGCCCGGAGACGCUGGCCUUCUGCCUGUUCCAGCCCAACGCCGGGCGCGUCGACGGCGGGUCCAGGAUCAGGUACACCAAUAUGUUCGACGCGCAGCUGGACGCCGUGAAGUCGGCGCUGGUGCGCGCCGGGGCGACGCCGGGGAGCCCUGGCGCCACGGCGGAGAACGCCAGGGCCUACGUGUCCAACCUGGUGGCGCACCUGCGGUCCGGCGCCGGCACGCCGCUGAUGCCCGGGAAGUCGGUGGAGACGUACCUGUUCGCGCUCUACGACGAGGACCUCAAGCCCGGGCCCACGUCGGAGCGCUCGUUCGGGCUGUACCACACGGACCUGACCAUGGCGUACGACGCCGGGCUGACUUCCUCCGCGCCGGCAGUGGGAGGAGGGGCGGCGCAGCCCAAGCAGGCCGGCGGGUGGUGCGUGGCGCGGGACGGCGCCUCGGACGCGGAGCUGCAGGCGGACCUGGACUACGCGUGCUCGCAGGUGGGCGUCGACUGCGGCGCCAUCCAGCCCGGCGGCGCCUGCUUCGAGCCCAGCACGGUGCGCGCGCACGCCGCGUACGCCAUGAACCAGCUGUACCAGGCGGCCGGGCGGCACCCGUGGAACUGCGACUUCCGGGCGUCCGCCACGCUCACCUCCGAAAACCCAAAUCUUGCAGCACUGCACGACCAUGACAAAUGGUGA